Messenger RNA from Carcharodon carcharias (great white shark), 4274 nucleotides. RefSeq names its product collagen alpha-5(IV) chain-like. The record is from RefSeq and is a predicted model, not a curated record. The transcript is spliced from 32 exons. Gene Ontology annotation, molecular function: extracellular matrix structural constituent. Gene Ontology annotation, cellular component: collagen trimer. Bases 1 to 4110 code for a protein of 1369 amino acids. NCBI's taxonomy places the organism in Eukaryota, Metazoa, Chordata, Chondrichthyes, Lamniformes, Lamnidae.
AUGGCAUCAGCAAUGGAGUCCAGCCCACAGAGCAAUGCAGGGCCGAUGUCAUGGAACAAGGUCACCAUGGCAGCCGCCAUGUUUGUUGACCUCAGUGAUAAAGGUGACCUAUGUGUAACAUGCAGAGGAAUUUCACAUCCUGGACCUCCUGGUCCACCUGGCCCUCCUGGAAUACCUGGUAGACCAGGAUUACCGGGCCAGAAAGGAAAUCCUGGUCAUUCUGGUGAACGUGGAAGAACAGGUUUCCUGGGUUCUCCAGGCUCUCCAGGUUUUGGAGGAUCACCAGGAUUGAUGGGUGAACCAGGAAUCGGUGGCAGCCAAGGUGAUAAAGGAAACAAAGGUGACCCAGGCUUCCGUGGGGAUACAGGAAGGGAAGGAAGUGAGGGAAUACCCGGUCGACCGGGACCACAAGGACCCCACGGAAUUAAGGGCGACCCGACACCAUUUUCACCAAAAGGUGCCACAGGUCCACAAGGUCCCCCUGGAAACCCUGGUAUUCCAGGACCUAUGGGCCCCUCUGGACCACCUGGGUUUGGACCUCCAGGUACACAAGGACCCAAAGGGUUGGAUUUCCAAGGCACCAUGGUGAAAAAGGAAACAGGAAUAAUGGGGUUGCAGUCCCAGGACCAACAGGGGUUCGUGGUGAAACAGGAGCUCGCGGACCACCUGGUAUCCGAGAGAUGCGCUGUUACUGUUAAGAAGUAUAGAGACUACAACAUGGCAAAAUGCAUUCAGCAGAACUCGGUGCCCAUCCUUUCCACUGUGGAAGUGAUGGCCAACUCUAUGACAGUACUAACAGAACCAGUCAUGAUGCUACAUCUGGUAGUCAAUGUCUCAACUUCCACUGCAGCACAGGUGACAACCAUCCAACAUCACAGUGCUGCAAUGGGAACUCAGGCUGAGAGCAUCAAAUCCAUGCUUCCUGCCAUGCCAAUCCAGCCUGGUGCCAUGCAAAAUCAGACUGAUGCCAUCACGGCUGUAGAUACCAGUGCUCAACAGGACUUGCAGGUCCAGCAAACUGUUUUCCAACAGAUUACUAGGAUUGCUGAGGUGCCACCCAGUGGAAGUGGCUGUGGCUCCAUGGUGCAUGAUCCUGCUAUCCUCUCUCAAGAUGACAGCUUUCAUCCUCCCAGCACUGCCACACCACCAAUGCUCUUGCUGUUGCCUCUCAGUCAAAAAGCUCAGGUUGUUGCCCCCCAUUCUGAAAUGGUACAGUCUGAAGCUGGGCCCUCAAGUCCCAGAGGAGAGUCAGGGCCUCCUGGAGCAUUGGGUCCUCCAGGGAUUUGGGGAAGACCAGGAGCACCUGGACCACAAGGGCUGUCAGGAGUGGCAGGUCCUAAGGGUGACAUAGGUUUUGGACAGCCAGGCUCCCCAGGCCCUGCAGGAAAUGUUGGACCACCAGGGGAGAAGGGUAAUCCAGGACGUCCUGGACUACCUGGAGAUGAAGGGCUACCUGGUCGAAGUGGCCCUCAAGGUCCACAAGGUGACCUUGGAAGUCCUGGUAUUCAGGGGCCAACAGGUCCACGAGGACUACCAGGGAGAGGGAUAUGUGGAGUUAUAGGUCCUGAAGGCCCAGCUGGUGCACCUGGCCCACCAGGAGUACCAAGUAGAGGACCUCCUGGAGAUCCAGGAGUUCCAGGACUGGACAUUCCAGGCCCCCCUGGUAUUCCAGGGUCAAUUGGAAUUCCAGGUCAUCCAGGCCCUGUUGGAUCAAGAGGCUCUCCAGGGAAUCCAGGACGACCAGGAACACCAGGCAGAUCAGGUCCAAAAGGUGAACCAGGUGUUAUGGGAGAUCCGGGGAAUGCAGGGUUAACUGGUGCACGAGGAUUUCAAGGCCCCAGAGGAGACAAAGGUUCUGAAGGUCAGACAGGACUGAAGGGUGAACAAGGUGCGAUUGGAAUGAUAGGUCAAAAAGGUGAAAAGGGAAUGAAAUCAGUUCCAUGUAAUAUGACAGUGAAAGGUGCAAUGGGAAGCCCUGGGCUACCAGGUUUGAAAGGAAGAACAGGACCAAAAGGUGAGGUUGGUUCUUGUGGUGAACCAGGAUACAUAGGUAAAGAAGGAGCACAAGGGCCUUCAGGUCCACCAGGUCCACCAGGCGAUCCAGGUUUACCAGGCAAUCCGGGCAAUCAGGGGUCUCCUGGGGUUUCAGGAUCUACAGGUCCAAUGGGCCUGCCAGGUGACAAAGGAGAGAAAGGGUUCGCAGGAACACCAGGAUCUUCAGCUUUACCUGGUUCUCAUGGCAUCACUGGUUCAAAGGGAGAGAAAGGAGAACCAAGUGAAAUAACCUAUGGCAACCCAGGCCUUCCUGGAGAAAAGGGUAAUCAAGGUCCUUCAUCCCCCAGAGGAUCACCAGGUCCUCCUGGGUCUCGAGGUAAACCAGGAUUUGAUGGGCGUUCUGGGACCCUUGGUGAAAAAGGUGACCAAGGCCAAUCAGGUUGUCCAGGUUCUCCAGGUCCUCAAGGCACUAAAGGACUGGAUGGGAAACCAGGCUUACCAGGAGGUUUAGGUGUCCCAGGCACUCCAGGAAUGACAGGACAUUGUGGUCCACCAGGAACAACCGGAGAAAAGGGAAAUCAAGGAUGCGAUGGUAUUCCAGGUCCUCAUGGACUAAAAGGAGAUCCAGGUUUACCUGGAAGAGGAUCUGGAGGUCAGCCAGGCUUACCAGGCUCAUCAGGUCUGAAAGGAGAUACAGGACUCCCUGGUGAUGAGAGUGAAGCAGGUCCCCCUGGUCUACGAGGUGACCCGGGUCCUCGUGGACCGUCUGGCCUCCCUGGUGAACCUGGGCCACCUGGUCCUACAGGAAUGAGUAUUCAAGGUCCCAAAGGAAGCAAAGGCCUACAAGGCACUCCUGGGCCUGCGGGUCGUCGUGGACUGAAAGGAUUAUUUGGAGAGCCAGGGACAGAUAGUCUAAAAGGAGAUAAAGGCUCAUCUGGUUUACCAGGACUUCCAGGCAACCCAGGUGACAGAGGUGAUCCAGGUGUAAAAGGGCAACCAGGAAUUCCUGGCACUUCAAGUCAAGGUCCCAGAGGCGAGAGGGGUUCAACUGGUACCCCAGGGUUCCCAGGCUUACAAGGUGACAAAGGAACCCGAGGCCAGGCUGGAGAUGCAGGAUCACCAGGAUUGCCUGGGCCACCAGGUCCAAGAGGGACGCCAGUUCUGGAACAGAUAUUAUAUAUAAAGGGCGAGACUGGAUUCCCAGGUACACCAGGACCUGAAGGCCAAAGUGGAAAUCCUGGAUCUCCUGGACCACCUGGAUGUAUUGGAAGCCCAGGUCCACCCGGUCCAGUUGGUCGUAAUGGGCCUCCUGGAGGUAGACCACGUCCAGGACCUAAGGGGUCCCCAGGCUUUCCUGGACAACAAGGACCAAAGGGCUAUCCAGGUCCCCAAGGAAAUCAAGGAGACCAGGGAACCUCAGGAACACCAGGAACAGACAUCCAAGGUUUUAUCUUUGCACGACAUAGUCAAACCGUAGAGAUACCUUUGUGCCCAGGCAACACUAAACAGCUAUACGUUGGUUACUCUCUCCUCUAUGUGCAAGGAAACAAACGUGCAUAUGGACAAGAUUUAGGAACUGCUGGAAGUUGCUUGCCAAGAUUCAGUGUCAUGCCGUUUUUGUUCUGUGAUGUUAAUGAUGUCUGUAGCUAUGCAUCAAGAAAUGACUAUUCUUAUUGGCUGUCGACUUCAAGACAAAUGCCUAUGGAUAUGGCUCCAAUUAGUGGACAAGAACUGAUGCCAUUUAUAAGCAGAUGUAUCGUUUGUGAAAGUCCUGCAAUGGUCCUAACUGUUCAUAGUCAAACAGUUCAGAUUCCAUCAUGCCCGAGGGGCUGGACGUCCUUGUGGAUUGGCUAUUCCUUUGUAAUGCACAGAAGCUCAGGUGCAGAGGGAUCAGGUCAAGCAUUGGCUUCACCCGGCUCAUGUUUAGAAGAAUUUCGUGUUGCGCCCUUCAUUGAAUGCCAUGGGAAGGGAACAUGCAACUAUUAUGUAAAUACCUACAGUUUUUGGCUGGCGACGUUGGAUCCCUCACGGAUGUUCAGGAAACCGAGACCACAAACACUAAAGGCAGGAGAAUUGCGAUCCAUAAUCAGCCGCUGUCAAGUCUGCACAAAAUAAAUGUGGACUCAAAAGGAUAUAAUGGUGCUGUUCCUAAUCAUGUUUUAAAAUGUAUUAAUAUGGCGAUGAAGAUGAUCAAACAUUAUUUUAUGGUGCUGAUGAGACUCUAGCAAACACAACCAGUAAACCUGCCACUUUGCUACUGUUGGUAACAUUUACAAACA